AUUUGCUUUUCCCAAAAAUUGUUCAAGUUACCUUAGUCUUCACACACCAUUGUUCUGGGAUUGCAUUUAUAGUCCCUCGUGUCAGUCUGAAGUCCUGCAGUUCCUGUUUUGCUCAGGUACCAUUCUACAGCUUGUUUGAAUAGCGUUCACAAUGUACGCUGUAUUCACUAAUCUGGUUUUAUGUGACUGCUAUGAUUGUUAAAUCUGGUUUCUCAUCUUUUAUUUAGUUUAAGAAUUAAAAUGUAAUUCAUGUUGGGGGGGAAUGGAUUUGAAGUAAAGUGACACUUUUGACAUUUCAAAAUGAAUAAACCUUGAAGUUAUUGGGACCCCAGGGUACUGGGCUGUACUGCUGGGUGAUCAAUUCACCCCGAAGCCAAGAGCUUACAGAACCGGCUUUAUAUAUAAUGUAUUUUGUGAUUGUUUUGGAGUUAUGCAUGGGUUAUCUUUCUGCCUUCAUGUCCGUCUGUCUAUUCGAGUUCUUCAGACAACUGGCUGUUUGAGCCACCCUUGCUAAGUGGAAUGUCUCUGCCACACUCUCACGCACACACACACACACGCACGCGCACACUCACACACACACACACUGUCCAGCCAUCCCUCCCGCUCUGCUGUUAAUGAUUAACAGCCGGUCCUGCAGUAGCCGCUCACGGUUCUUCUACUGUAUUUAAAGCAGCGGCUGCCUGUUUACCGAGCAGUAAUGAGAACAAUAACCAUAAAACAGUGAAAAGGAGCCCGGAGCAGGGUGGAGGGAUGCAGAGCCAGGGGCAGAGAUGAGCAGCCAGGAGCACUGGAUGCUCCCUCUUCAGAGAGCGUUCUACCCCAUCCUCGCCAUCAUCGGGAUCCCCUCUAACAUAGUGACCUUCCUGAUCUUCUGGAGGCGGAACUGCAUGCUGUCCAAGUCCAGCACCUACUAUCUGAUGGCUAUCUCGGUGGCGGACACCCUGGUCCUCAUUCUCAUCGUCGUCAUGGAGCUAGUGCUGAAGUUCAACGUUGAGGAGCCCUUCUGGAGCAAGGACCCCUGGUGCAGCCUGAGGGACAUCUUCAACUACGGAGCCUACAACGCCUCCAUCUGGCUGGUGGUCACCUUCACAGCGGAGCGCUUCAUCGCCAUCAACAACUUCAGCCUGAAAGCCAGGUUCUGCACCCCGAGAUGUGCCAUCAUCACCAUCACCCUGGUGUACAUCUGCAGCCACCUGUGUGCCGUCCCCUACUUCUGGUCCAACAAAUCCUACUUCAACGAGAGCACUCACCCCGGGACUCAUGCCUGCAUCUAUGAUCCACUCAUGCCUGGUUUCUACGUGCGCGGGCUGGUGUGGUUCCAGACCGUCUUGGUUUACAUCAUCCCCUUCGUGGUGAUCUUCACCCUGAACGGCUUGACUCUGCGGCAGAUCGUUCUCAGCAACAGGGUCCACGGUGUGGCCGGGGUGUUCCGCCAGUCUGCCAGCCACUUCCAGAGCCAGAAGAGGAAGUCGGUGGUUCUUCUCAUCACCGUUUCCAUGACCUUCGCCUUGCUGUCCAUCACCAGGUUUGUCACCCAGAUCAUCCUCCGCAGCGCGCACUACAACAUCGACCGCACCGAUUACACCAUCCCCAUUAAUGUGGCGGCUGACAUCGGGACCAUGCUGGAUCUCACCAACGCUUCCUUCAACAUGUACCUCUACGCUUGCACGCAGUCCAAGUUCCGCAAGGAGCUGGUGGACUGUGUCAAGAAGGCCCUCUACCCCUGCAGGAGCUGCAAGCCCCUACGUUCGGACUACCCUUCCAUCAUCUUCUACCUGUAGUCUGGCUGCUGCAGCGCUCUGCAGUCUUUGCUCGAAGCAGCUGGUUUCUUUCUUUCUGUCUGUAGUGUGUGGUAGGGCCUCCAUGAAAGCAUGCUAACUUGAGAACUUGAAUUCACCUGAAGGCGACCUGCGGUUAGUUUGAAAUGUUCUGGUGUGAGACCAAUUGUAGCAGAAUGGCAAUGUUUUUAGUUAGCUUUCCAGUGGCUUCUAAAUGGGAUCUUUAUAAACGAACGAAGUACGAAAGGGAAGCUGAAUCAAGUUGUGAAGUAUAAGAUGAUCUGAUUUGCUAUCCUAACAUCUUUUUAAACAGUUGUAAUUCAAUUAUAAAAACAAUGAUUAUCCAACCCCCCCCCCCAAUCCCAAUUAGUUCAGACAGCAGAGGGUUUACUGUCCUCAAUAACAAAGUCAAUUUGUAACUGGAUGUAAUAAAGUGUUUAGCACAAUGUCACACGAAAUAAACCCUUAUUCGUUUACAUUACGAUCUCAUUUGUACACAAACCCUGCUGUUUCUCUUCUCCUAGAGGUGCUGUGCAAAUACCCUGAAACGGUAAGCAGAUGACCAGUGUUUGCUCUCCAAUUACAGUUUUAGUAUUAAUUUCCCCGGAGGUCUCCAUUGCCUGACGGGCUGCAAGGCAAAUAAAGGUUGCUAACUGCAAGAGAUGGAUCAAGUGAAGAUGCGCCCUCGAGCCCCACCCAUUGCUCUAAACAUGCUCUGUCUACACAGAGUAAUGGGUGCAUUGCUAAUCAAAUAUCCUCGCCCACAGUUUAUGACGUUGAGCAUUUUUUUUUAAUAAUGAAUAACACAUGUGAAUAUAUAAUUCAUACUGAGACCAGAUCUCAGCUGUUUGGUACAGCAUUGUGAAACGCUUAUAUAAAGGUUUAAUUUAGAGAGCAUUCCCCUCUAAUUUCAGGAUAUGUAUAUUUAUUUUACAGUGCUAUCUAGAUUCUUGGUACCUAAUUGCAUGCUGCUCUGUAGGUCACAUGGUCUCGUUUAUGUUAGACGAGGAGAAAGAAGCACACGUGUACUUGUGGUUGCAAUCGAGUCCCAUAUAAUGACGUUUUCGAACUAAUUUUUUGCUUUUUUGUGUUUGAUACAAUAAAGUGAUUGAGGAUGUAUUGCU
This is a messenger RNA of Acipenser ruthenus (sterlet), 2902 nucleotides long. Its product is annotated as probable G-protein coupled receptor 139. The record is from RefSeq and is a predicted model, not a curated record. Bases 771 to 1781 code for a protein of 336 amino acids. Gene Ontology annotation, biological process: G protein-coupled receptor signaling pathway. NCBI's taxonomy places the organism in Eukaryota, Metazoa, Chordata, Actinopteri, Acipenseriformes, Acipenseridae. Gene Ontology annotation, cellular component: membrane. The transcript is spliced from 2 exons. Gene Ontology annotation, molecular function: G protein-coupled receptor activity.